Trichoplax adhaerens is the source of this 2400-nucleotide messenger RNA. RefSeq lists its product as uncharacterized. The transcript is spliced from 17 exons. Gene Ontology annotation, biological process: transmembrane transport. NCBI's taxonomy places the organism in Eukaryota, Metazoa, Placozoa, Uniplacotomia, Trichoplacea, Trichoplacidae. Gene Ontology annotation, cellular component: membrane. Bases 1 to 2400 code for a protein of 799 amino acids. Gene Ontology annotation, molecular function: ATP hydrolysis activity; ATP binding; ABC-type oligopeptide transporter activity. The record is from RefSeq and is a predicted model, not a curated record.
AUGAGUUCUAGCCAGACCAGUGACUCCAUUGAAAUUGAUCAGAAUCAUGAUACUCGUUAUCUCAUUAAUAAUAACGAUAAAGUGAAUGGAGGGAAUACCCAAACGGAUGAAGCUGAAGUCCGUGUUAAAAUACUCAAGCCGUUCACAUUGCCGUUUAUGCGAUAUAAUAACCUUUUACGCUUAAUUCUAUUGAUCGACGGUAUUACUUGUGUUACUUUAUGGCUAGCCGGUGGUGAUUCUACUCAGUUAAGAAAGAGUAUAUUUCAUUUUACGAUCACCACGUCGGUGUUUGAUUUAGCGUGUUUAGCUUUAGCUAGAAUGAUCUUGUUAUUCUUGUUAUGGACAAGAUUUGAAGAUACUGCUGCAAUCAUCAUCGAUCAUCCGCGCGGUACCGGCUUACUACGAAGGAAAACAAUAGUGUUAUUUCUUUCAAUCCUUUUCACUUUAGGAUUUAUGGCCUAUUCUAUGGCAAAAUUAAUCCUUCUUUAUUUACCGGCUUCCAAGGCCGAUCGAGCAGCCAUGAAUUCCAGUUAUGUCGGUUGUGCUAUUGCCUCACUUGUCUUUACCCUCAUCGAAUUAGUAGCUACUUUACCAGCCAAUACUUUAAUCAGUCGCGUUGGACAAUAUCGAAAAUUUAAUCCUUCGAAAGGCACAGCUAAUUUGCGUCGAGUUCUUGGUUUAGCUAAAGAGGAAUUUUGGAUUAUACUUGGUGGUGUUCUAGCCUUGCUAGUAUCGAGCGGUACUUUAAUGAUCGCUCCUUAUUUCUUUGGUCAAGUUAUCAAUAAUGCUAUUACUCGCAACGAAGGUCUAAAUACAACGGUGGUGAUUCUACUUGCAAUUUACGUCGGUGGAUCCAUUGCUAGCUUUUUCCGUUCUUGGUUAUUCACUUUAGCUGGUGAACGAUUAGUGGCAAGAAUUCGGAAAAUGCUAUUUAAUGCCAUUAUCGUGCAAGAAAUCGGAUUUUUCGAUAAGAAUAGAACUGGUGAAUUAACGAAUAGGCUGUCAUCCGAUACUGCCGUCAUACAAAACGCUGUUACUGUCAACAUUUCAAUGUUACUGCGUUAUAUAUUGCAAAUUAUUGGUUCAUUGAUUGUCAUGUUUAUUCUAAGCCCAUCUGUUACUGGUGUACUACUGGCUGUUGUGCCGAUUAUUGCUAUCAUGGCAGUCCUUUAUGGAAGAAAACUAAGAGAUUUGCGAAAGAAAUUUCAAGAUGAAUUAGCAAAUGCCUCAAAUGUGGCUGAGGAAACUAUCGGUAAUAUUAGGACCGUACGGUCAUUUAACGGUGAAAAAAAGACAAUGAACCAUUACGGAGAAAUGAUUGAAAAUAGUUAUAACAUCGGCCGAAAGUUAGCUUUAUAUACUGGCUUAUUUAAUGGAUACAUGGGGAUAUUUGCUCAGGGUGCAAUCGUCUUGGUGCUAUGGUUUGGAGCAAAGCAAGUUUUAGAGGGUCAUUUAACUGCUGGUCUAUUAACCUCUUUUAUGCUAUACGCUUUAAAUGUAGCCAUGGCUUUUGCCUUUAUUACAUCGUUAUAUGGUGACUUUAUGCAGGCCGUUGGUGCAUCGGUAAGAAUGUUUGAACUGAUGGAUCGUGAUCCUGAACUUAAGUUAGAAGGUGGCUUGAAACCACAAAAGUUUCAGGGAGUAUUGGAAUUUAAAGAAGUGUCUUUCAAGUAUCCAGCUAGAUCUGAUACGGAAGUACUCAAGGACAUUAACUUUAAAAUUAAACCUGGUGAGAUGGUUGCACUUGUGGGACCUUCAGGUGGCGGUAAAUCCACCACGGUUAAUCUCAUCGAGCAGUUCUAUCAUCCGAAUACUGGGUCUAUUGCUUUAGGCGAUGAUGAUCUAAGAAAUGUCGAUGCAGUUUGGCUCCGAGAUAAUAUCGGUUUAGUUAGCCAAGAACCAAUUUUAUUUGCUUGUUCGAUUUAUGAUAACAUUCAGUACGGAUGCGAUGCAACUCGAUCCGAGAUCGAAGAAGCUGCGAAGCAGGCAAACGCCCACGACUUUAUCACAUCUUUUAGCGAAGGUUAUGAUACACUUGUUGGUGAACGGGGAGUUCGAUUAUCUGGUGGUCAGAAGCAGAGAGUUGCUAUCGCUAGAGCAUUAAUUAAGAAUCCUUCUUUGUUACUUCUGGAUGAGGCCACAAGCGCGCUUGACGCUGAAAGCGAGUAUCUUGUGCAAGAAGCUAUUGAUCGAGCUAUGAAUGGAAGAACCGUCUUGGUCAUUGCUCACCGCUUGUCUACUGUUCGAAGUGCUUCAAAGGUUUUAGUUAUAGACAAAGGCAGAAUUGUUGAAGAAGGAACCCAUGAUCAAUUAAUAGAACAAGGUGGUGUUUAUAAAAAAUUAGUGCUACGUCAAUUAACUGCCGGGGCAACAACCAAUCCAAGCGAGAACACUGCUUAG